This is a messenger RNA of Brassica rapa (field mustard), 3084 nucleotides long. Its product is annotated as GDSL esterase/lipase At5g42170. Gene Ontology annotation, molecular function: hydrolase activity, acting on ester bonds. The record is from RefSeq and is a predicted model, not a curated record. Gene Ontology annotation, cellular component: extracellular region. NCBI's taxonomy places the organism in Eukaryota, Viridiplantae, Streptophyta, Magnoliopsida, Brassicales, Brassicaceae.
AUAUUAGGGUAUUAAGUGAACUAAUCAGAUCUCGCAUCUAAAGCUUGCUUUCGCGUCUUGUUCCAAGCGAGAGUUUAGGAUUCAAGACCGACACGCAUAGGGAACAAGAUCACGAUAGUGAGUUGUUCCAGCUGAGUGAUCUGAGUUCUAGACCGCAUUUCAUCGCACUUGAAUAGUUGUUCAGUUCUGCAAUUAACAUCCGAUCAUUGACCCUAAGCUAGCUUCAUUUAAAUUGAAUUCAAAUUACCUAGGCAUUCUUGUUACUUUUGUCGCAAUUAAUUCUCAAAACCCACUUGUUUCUCAGCUUGAUAUUAAACUCAUAAGAAUAAAGAGUAAACUGGUCCUCUGGAUUGAAUCUCAAAUACUAUAAUUACCACUGUUAACUUGACAGUAGCAAGGAUUCAUUUUUAGUGUAUCAACCGGUCACAUAGCCGGAUUGGAUCUCAGAGUUAUUAAAUUGAUAAAAACUAUCAAACAUUUAUAAAAACAUAAAACUUGUUUAUAUUUAUAAUAUUUUAUGCUUUAAAUUCAUUUAUAUUUUAACUAUGUAUCAUAUUUACUAACAUUACUUUUAAAUUUAUAUACUAAAAUAUAUUCGACGAGAUUAUUGAACCAGGUUUGACCCGGUCAAAACAUAUUGUACCGUGACUCAAAAACUAUCCGGUUCAGCUUCCGUUCUGGUUUAAAAAAUACUGAGUGAAUGAUAUUAAAACUCUAAACAUCCACCUAGGGGUGGACAUUUUACCCGAUACCCGAACCCGUAUCCAAACCUAUCCGAAAAUCCGAUCCGAAAUCUGAACCGAAUUAGCAAGAUAACCGAACGGGUAUUGAAUUAGAAGAGAUUAGAUAUCCGAACCCGAACGAAUAUCCGAAGAUAACCGAACAUAUGUAUUACUAACCCUAUAUUUGUAGUUUAUAUCUUUCAUUUUAUUUAAAGUAUUGAUAGUACACAUAUUUUAAGUUCGUAUAAUAUGCAUAUAAUUACAGAGGAAAUGAUUUGCUACUUAACUAAAAUGCAUGCCAAUUUUUUUUGUUUCAAGAAUUAACAAAAGUUACAUCCGAAAUUUUAAAACAAUAACCAAAUUAGUGUCUUUUUAGUUUUAAAAUGUUAUGUCCAGAUCUAUUAAUCAUUCAAUCUAUUAAAAAAUAAAAAAUCAGUUAAGUGAAAGUUAUAUUUUUAAAUACAAGAAACUUGAAAAAUAAAUUUUUAAAUUUUUUCUUUCAAAAUCUAAAUAUACGAACCCGAUCCGAAACAACCGAAUCCGAACUAAAAAUACUCGUACCCGAUCCGAAGUACAUAAAUACCCGAACAGGUUCUACACCUCUAUACCAAAAAUCUGAAAUAUCCAAAAUAUCCUACCCGAACCCGAACGGAUAUCCGAACACCCACCACUACAUCCACCUUUGGAAACAUUUUCUCGAUUACUAAUUAGUCCUUUAGAAGUUGAAUAUGUCAAACGCUAGAAUAAAAGAAAGCAAAAUAAUCGGAACAAGGAUGAUUUUAAGGGACAUGCAUACAUUUAGAGAAAACAUGAGUAAGUUCCAAAAAUAUUCCGUGCUAUUUUUGGAAGCGCAACAGAAGUCUCAUCUCUAUAUAACCAUGUUUCCAUCGUUCAAAUUUCUUUAAGCCCGCUGCUCUAGAGUUCACUAUCAUGCUUUAGGAAUUUCCUUUUUUUUUUCAUUUUGGAAAAAAAAACAAAAAAAAAAACAAAAACAGUCUGUUACUAUUCGUUUUUAUUACUUCAUUCCCACGAAAGUGGAAAAAAACAAAACUAAUUCUAUAAUGUCACGUUUAGUAUACUUAGUCUUCUUGCUAGCAGUGGCAAAAGCUAGCAGGAACACUUUACAGGAAAAGACUGAAGUCGACGCAGGAAAGCCCAAGUUAGCAGGUAUCAUAGUAAAAGCUAGCAGGAAGACUUUACCCCAAAAUACUAAAGUCGACGCAAAAAAAGAGUCCACGUUAGAAGUCACAAUAAAGCUACCAAGGAAUGUAACCAUUCCGGGAGUCAUAGCAUUUGGGGAUUCAAUAGUGGAUAGUGGAAACAAUAACAAUCUCCGUACAAUAUUGAAAUCUAACUUCCCUCCGUACGGUCAAGAUUUUCGGGGUAAAUUUGCUACCGGAAGAUUUACUGAUGGAAGAGUUCCAUCUGAUUUCGUGGCCGAAAGGUUAGGAAUAGCUAAAACAAUACCAGCAUACUUAGAUCCUGCGCUGAAAGGCAAGGAUCUUCUAAAGGGUAUAAAUUUUGCUUCGGGUGGUUCUGGUUACGAUCCUUUGACAGCUAAAAUAGUGAGAGUGGUAUCCUUAGAGGAUCAAUUAAAAUAUUUUCAAGAGUAUAAAGAAAAAAUAAAAGCAAUAGUUGGGGAGGAGAAAGCUAAAUUUAUGGUGGAAAACAGCCUUUAUCUCGUCGUUGCCAGCAGUAAUGAUUUAGCUCAUACCUAUAUCGCACGUUCUCUCAGAUAUAACAGCACUGAAUAUCCUGAUUAUUUGGCUGAUAUGUCUUCUAAAUUUGUGAAAAAGCUAUAUGGACUUGGAGCCCGAAGAAUUGCAGUAUUUAGUGCAGUUCCGGUUGGAUGUUUACCAUCACGCAGAACUCUUAAUGGAGUAAAGAGAAAAUGCUCGGAAAACCUAAACAAGAUGGCUCUUCAGUUCAAUGCAAAACUAUCUCCAGCAUUGGUGGCUUUACGAAAAAAGUCACCGGGGAGUAAAAUUGUACUUGUUGACGUAUAUGACAUUCUUCAUAACAUGAUUGAAAAUCCUAAAAAAUAUGGAUUUGAAGUGGCAAACAGAGGGUGCUGUGGAACAGGACUAUUUGAAGUCUUAAUACUGUGCAACAAAAUCAAUCCUUUUACAUGCAAAAAUGCAUCUUCGUAUGUUUUCUGGGACAGUUACCAUCCAACUGAAAAAGCUUACCAAGUAAUUGUUGAUAAGUUGUUAGGCAUAUACAUUCCGCAACUAGUUUAACUAUAGUCAUUUUGUAAUAUACUGUACUAGAUAUCUGUCUAGCACACUGCAGAAAUAUAAGAAACAAAAUAAUGUUUUUGAUAAUAUGUAAAAUUUCGUUUGAAACAAUAUUUUUAGCAGUU